AUUAAAUCUAAUUCGUUUCACGAUAGCUAUCCUCAUAGCACAAACAUCCUAGAUAGGUUGAUUAUAAGGGGAAAAAAUCAGAAAUCUGAUUAAUGUGUUUUAAGUUUGUGGAGAGUUAUAAAUAGGUCCUCAGCCACAUUCCUUCCUCAUCAUCUAAACAAACUUACUUUUCCUAUGCGACAAUGUAUCAAAGUAAUAUGCGCGGUCGAGUCCUUUCUCUCUUGCUGCUGAUUCUUCUUAUUGCAGUCGAAAUCCACGCAACCGUUGUUUUGUCGCCGGCUCCUCAGCCUCAACCACCCAACUCUUUUUCCAUGUACGGAGCAACUCCUGGCAGCCUCCAUCCUCAAGAAUGUGGGGGACGAUGCAAGACGAGAUGCUCGAAAACAGUGUUCAAGAAGCCGUGUAUGUUUUUCUGUGAAAAAUGUUGUGCAACAUGCCUGUGUGUGCCUCCGGGGACUUAUGGGAACAAGCAGCUGUGCCCUUGUUACAAUAAUUGGAAGACUAAGAGAGGAGGACCCAAAUGCCCUUGAUUACUCACUAUAGCAGUAUUUUUUUUAUUGAAUUAUCUGUCUUUUGGUGUUUGUAAACUGCUUUGUUUAACCUAAACACUCUUUAUCCAUUAUCCAUUUAAGACGCCUUAUUUCGACUAAAUUAAUUUGCAUUUA
Salvia hispanica is the source of this 665-nucleotide messenger RNA. RefSeq names its product Gibberellin-regulated family protein. The record is from RefSeq and is a predicted model, not a curated record. NCBI's taxonomy places the organism in Eukaryota, Viridiplantae, Streptophyta, Magnoliopsida, Lamiales, Lamiaceae.